ACACUACCGCUUUUCUCCACGGCAUCGCCCUUUGUCCGACGUUUCUCACGACUCGCCUCCGAUUUCGUACCUUUGGGUUUUCUCUCGCAGCUGGCUCACAACAGCACACAUAAUUCGACAGCUCGGCGAUCAUAUAGGCUUCAGAAUCCUGUGUAGCCCCACGUCAUCAUGACGGACCGUCAUCGCUAUCCGUCCUCGGGACGAGCGGCCACCUUUGCAAACCAUGCGAGAACUUCUCUGCCAUCAAGCAUUGGCUACACUUCUUUGUACGCUGGCGACAUGCACGUCAUGCCGACUUCGACCCGACAGCAGCCCAUUUCAACAACACCGCGAGGAUAUGUUACAACUACUUCUACAACACCAACCCCCAACACCACCACCCGGACGUACGCCGUUACUCAGGAUCCUCGUUCACACAGACCGACUACACGGGAUGUCACACGUUCCCAGCGGUCCUCCACACUAGAUUCUACUAGUCGACCCCCAGUAAUUGUCAUGACCACCCAGAAGGACCGCCCCAAUGGUACGAGUUCUCAUUCUUCCAAUGCUCGCCCCGGAAGUCCCUUGCGAGAUGACUACCGCUCGAGCGAUGGGCAGUUCUAUACACAACCUGCCUCGUCUAUACGUUCACGCAGCACAGCCCGCUCCUAUGCCGAUCAGCCAGGAAACGACAGUUAUGCUCGCAACAGCAGAGACCGUAGCAACAGCUUGGUACGCGACGACCCCUACCGCACCAGUCGCCAUUCUGCUAUAUACCAGAAUAACCCCCGCCAGAGCUCUAGUAAUAUCGACUAUGGAGAUGACGGAUAUCAGUACACUAAUGCUGGUGAACUGGUUCGCUACGACCUCGAUCAUUCAGGCCCUGCGAGGACUCGGAGACGUGAGAGUUUCGACCGCGGCUACUACCGCCCGAAUAUCAACUACAACGCGGAUCAGCGAACGUUCAACGUGGAUACCAGCCCAGACUUGAGUCGCAACUACAUAACUACAAGCACAGCCAGCGUACCGAACAAUCGGCAAUACGAUAACCGGGGCGGUCCUCCGCCCAGUACACGAGGGUUUGACAAGAUUCGAGGAUACGAAAGCCCACGGGAUUUCGUCCCGAUGCCCUCCAAGACCCCCGAGCCGACCUUGGUAAAACAGGACACUCCCCUUGUUGCGACCACCGAAACCACAAGACGGCCUCGGCCAGUGUCAUUGUAUCAAGAGGGACCGCCCCGUUCUUCGCAUCACGAUGAUUACUAUCGGAGCCGAGAAGACGAAAGAAAAAUGCGAGAAAUUCGUGACCAGCCAGAAUCCGAGCAUACUUAUGAGCCCGAGCGCGCAUACGAGGCACCAUACUUCCAAGAUGACAGAGUCACUUCCCGUGGCUUCGGCAUCCGAACUGACAUUGCCGAUGAACACGAUGACCGCCGUGAACGCCGCCCAGAACAACCGAAAAAGCGAUCAGAUGAAGACUUGCCACGUGAUGCUGAUUAUGAACGCGAUGAUCGACGCCGAGGCCGGCUUGAUUCCAAGGACACUCGCCGUGAGAGACGUGAGAGUAAGAAAGGGAGUGAUGAUGACGAGAAGGAGCGUACCCGGUUCCGUGACAAAGUGGCCACUGGCCUGGGUAUUGCUGCAACUGCUGUAGGCCUUGUGCCUGCCGUCAAAGACGACGACAAACGCGAGAAAGAUCCUGGCAGACGUAAAGGCUCUGAUGACGAGCGCGAACGUGAACGUGAAAGAGACCGAGAUCGUGACAGGCGGCGAGAUUCGAUGAAGAGCGAACGCCCAAGAAUCUUGGAGCGAGAUGUAUCGCGACAGCGUGAUCAAUCAAGGCAGCGUGACCAGGACCGUGAUUCCAGAGAGACCAGCCGCCGAAACGGGGAUUCUCGUAAGAGUACUGAAGCCAUUAUCUCGUCAUCUGAUUCGGACGAAGCCAAAAAGUCCACUCGGAGACGUCAUGAUUCGAAUGCCUUCAAUCCGAAUGACACUUCUGAACUGCGGCAUCUCAAGGACCAACUGGCAGCCUUGAAGACCACUGACAAAGAGAAGGAGAAGGAAACUCCGGUCGUGGUCGAAAACAAGUCACGGUCCUCUUCACCUGCCCGAGAAACAAGAGCAGCAACAGAAGCCCGUUCGUUGAAAGAUCCCCGUUCACCACCCGAUUCCAAGCCAUCUGGUCCUCUUGAAGAAGAAUUCCGUGGCCGCGAAUCCCAGCAGAUCCCCCCGGACGACAAACAAGUCCGUGUAGUAUCGCCUCCUCGCGAUAAAAAGGACGAGAAGCCUCUCAAGGGUAUCUUGAAACAGCCCAAGGUUAGCUUUCCAGAGGAGCCAAAUCCCAUCCGUGAAGGUGUUGCACCUCACAAGGAGGACAAGAAAGCCAGAGAAGCACCUGCAGGUGCAAAAUGGACCAAGAUCAGCCGCAAGAUUGUAAACCCUGAGGCUUUGACCAUUGGCAAAGAGAGGUUUGAGGUCAGAGAUGACUUCGUCAUAGUACUACGAGUACUUAGCAAAGAGGAAAUCCAAGCAUAUGCCUCAGCAACACAAGUCUUGAGAGGUAUGUUUUAAAUUUAGACUUGAGUCUUGGCUUGAGCUGGUGCUGAUUGCGAAACAGAGAGACGUCGCCGCGACGAUGACGGUGGCGAUACGGACCGGGAUCGUGACCGUGACGAGGAUGACAGGAGAAGACAUCAUCGUCAUCGCCGCCAUCGGGAUGAUGACUCUUCAGAUUACGAAGACAAGGACCGUGACCGUGACCGUGACCGUGACCGCGACCGCGAACGACGCAGGCGUCACCGAGAUGAGGAAGAAUACGACACCCGGUCAAGGGAUCUGGACCAUCAUCACCAUCACCACCGAGCUCAGCGAGAGCGCGAGCCCGUACUUGAGGCUUAGUGGGAGAAAGAGGGUUGAAAUCACUAUACUACCAUGGCUGAAUGUUGAUCAAGUAUUUAAGCGUUGCAUCGAAUGACUCUAAUGGUAGGGUUUUUUUAUCAGGUAUAUAUUGAGCGUUACCACAUCAGACACCAACAAGCAUAAAAACUGGGCGAUUUAG
Fusarium redolens is the source of this 3040-nucleotide messenger RNA. RefSeq lists its product as uncharacterized. Bases 169 to 2553 code for a protein of 794 amino acids. The record is from RefSeq and is a predicted model, not a curated record. Lineage: Eukaryota; Fungi; Ascomycota; Sordariomycetes; Hypocreales; Nectriaceae. The transcript has a single exon.